AUGUUCCUCUUCGACGCCGUCGUAUUUCUCAUAGCCAUCAGUUUUUCGAUCGGCAUCUCCAUUCUCAUCUCGCAACCAUUCAACGGAGCCAUCGUCCGCUUACGUGCCAACUACCUCCCCAAAGCAGUCAGCCUCGACAACGUUCUUGAAGAUGGGUCUGCCAACUCUACCGCUCCUCGUGCUGCUCUCUCGUCCUUCUUGCUCUCUGAACGACGCUCCUCCGCUAAGAUCGGACCUGUCGUGACCGGCGUCUUUUCAAUGAUGCUCCGCACGAAGAGGCUGGAAGGCUGGGCAGGCAUCUACAAAGGAGCGAUUCCUGUGGCGAUUCAGAUCUUCACGCUUAGCGCGUUAACGUUUGUCUUCUUCAGUGGAGCUCCGGGUAGCUCUCCUGGAAGUGUGUACAAGGCUGGACCGGCGGGACCGGGGCAGUUUGGAUUCUUUGCCAACUUGUUCUAUAUGCUGUUCGUCUCGAUGGCUGCCUUGCCCUUAAACGUUAUCACAUAUAGGACGAUUGUUCAUCCUCGUGUCCUGCCCAUCAGCAAUGCGAGGGAGAAUCUGCGGGAGCUGCUGUCGUACACGGAGUUCAGUCAGCCUUGGAGACUUUACCUCCUCCCUGGCUUGCUGGCCGCAAACGUGCUGCAUGUCGUCUGGAUCGGGUUGGCUACACGAAUCGUUCGACAAUUGACGGUGCCAAGCUUGGGUGGGUUGCCAGGAGCUACACCAGCAGGAUCAAAUCAAGACACCUACUCGGGUCCCAACUCGAACAUGCUCGAGCUCAGUCCUGUGGGUUUGCCACUCUUCGUACUGUGGAAUGUGGUCAGUGUCGUAGUGCUGGCUCCGUUGGAAUGUGCGAUGGUGCGCUUGUCGACGCAGAGGCCCGAGAGACAGAACCCACUUCACAGGGCGUAUGCACGGGUACCCAACGGCAACGGCGCCAACGCUCCUUCGCCGUACAGCCACCAAGCCACCGCCGCAGCUCAAGCUCAACCAGGUGGAGCAUACAGAGAUGACGCCUCAAGCGAAACAGCAAGAAAGUCAACCGAGAGCACCAACGCAGCCGACAAACCUCUCCCCUCUUCACCCGAUGAUCUGCCCGGUCGACCUUCCUUCGCUAUCGAAGACGAAGAGUCGGAUGACGACGGAGACGUCACCUCUGCUGCCAACAAGAAGCCCAAGUCGAACAAAGCUGCUCGUGUGCUUGGUCAGACCAUUCCUGAAUCCAACUCCAACUCCAACCCCAUUCCGUCUAACAACACAAACGGUGCGAGCGGAGGAGGAUUCAACUCUCAACCGCAAUUCAGUGGCGGCGAACCACCCGAGCCGGUCAUUGCUUUGCGUCCGAUUGAGGAGCAAACUGCUGAAGAGGCCUCUGCGGAGUUUGGUGCACCGGUGGUCAGGAGAUAUGAGGGUCUGAUGGAUUGUUUCAAUAAGAUGGUGGAUGAGGAGGGGAUUGAAAGUUUGGGUAGAGGGGCUUGGGUCACGUUGUUGGCUAUGUUUGCUGGGUCGUUUAGCUGA
Molecule: messenger RNA, 1515 nt
Organism: Ustilago hordei
Lineage: Eukaryota; Fungi; Basidiomycota; Ustilaginomycetes; Ustilaginales; Ustilaginaceae
Exons: 1
Coding region: 1-1515 (504 amino acids)
Biological process (GO): transport
Molecular function (GO): transmembrane transporter activity
Source: RefSeq, a predicted model, not a curated record